Anoplophora glabripennis (Asian longhorned beetle) is the source of this 1781-nucleotide messenger RNA. RefSeq names its product myrosinase 1-like. NCBI's taxonomy places the organism in Eukaryota, Metazoa, Arthropoda, Insecta, Coleoptera, Cerambycidae. The transcript is spliced from 7 exons. Bases 225 to 1721 code for a protein of 498 amino acids. Gene Ontology annotation, molecular function: beta-glucosidase activity. Gene Ontology annotation, biological process: carbohydrate metabolic process. The record is from RefSeq and is a predicted model, not a curated record.
UUGAAGUGUUUGGGUAGAUAUAUUGGCGAAAGAAGCGUUUUUAAAAAUAUGUGAAGUAGGUACAUACCUACAAAUAUAUGAUAUGUGUAUCCAUAUCUCUAAGUACAGCAGAUAUACGUUUUAACUACCUACAUUUAAUUAUUAUUUUUCCAAAGUGUAAUAAUAUAUUUAGAUAAGUUUGAGUAUAAAGGAUUGGAAAUAAAAUACUUUGGGUAUUCCUAGUAAUGCUAGCAAUGAUGAAGGUCCUUGUCUUGGUGUUGUCCCUUUUUUCUGCAGGACUGACAGAUGACGAGAUCAAUUCCCGGUACUUCCCUGAAGGCUUCAAGUUUGGCGUCGCCAAUGCUGCCACCCAGAUCGAGGGAGGCUGGCUCGAAGACGGCAAAACCGAAAGCGUCUGGGACCGUUUCGCCCACACUCAUCCAGAGUUGAUCGCUGAUCGCUCCACGCCAGACAUAGCUUGCGACUCCUACCACAAAUACAAAGAAGAUGUGGCCAUGGUGAAAGCCAUGGGACUGGACUACUACCGCCUAUCCAUCGCCUGGGCAAGGAUCUUGCCCACGGGACACGCUGACAAAGUAAAUCAGGCCGGCGUACAGUACUACAAGAACUUGUUCGCAGAACUGAAAGCUGCCAACGUGGAGCCCAUGGUGACUCUGUACCACUGGGAUCUUCCCCAGAAUCUGGAGGAUUUGCACGGAGGUUGGUUGGACGAAACGAUGGCGGAUCACUUCGCGGAAUACGCGAGGUUGUGCUUCGAACUGUUUAAAGAUGACGUGAAGAUGUGGAUCACCAUCAACGAACCGAAGCAGGUCUGUCAAGGUGGAUACGGCACUGGACUUCUCGCUCCUGGUGUCGUUUCCAAUGGGGUUGGAGAGUACAUAUGCGCUAAGAAUGUAAUUUUGGCUCACGCGAAGGCUUACCACAUCUACAAUGAUGAAUUUAGGGCUACCAAUCAAGGAAGGAUCGCUAUGGUCAUCGAUACGACAUGGUACGAACCCGGAAGUGACAGCGAAGAAGAUCAGGAAGCAUCAGAGAGAAUCCUCCAGUUUAACUUUGGCCUAUACGCCAACCCGAUCUUCAUCGGAAACUGGCCACAAGUAGUGAUAGACAGAGUCGCACAACGCAGUGAAUUGGAAGGAUUCAACUCUUCCCGCCUCCCCUCCUUCACCGACGAGGAAAUCGCUUAUGUCAAGGGUACCUACGAUUAUCUGGCCUUAAACCAUUACUCCACCAACAUGGCCAACGCCACAGCGGACUCACCAAUUGGAGAUCCAAGUUAUGCAAACGACAUUAGUGUAUUGACUUGGAGGCAACCGGAGUGGCCGAGCGGUGCUGCUGAUUGGUUUGCCGUUGUCCCGUGGGGUUUGAGACAUCUUCUGGUGUGGCUAAAGAAGACUUAUGGUGAUGUUGAAAUAGUCAUCACAGAAAAUGGUCUUUCAGAUACUACUGGCAUAAUGGAAGAUGACCAUAGAAUAUCGUAUUAUCAGGGUUACUUGAGCGCUUGUUUGGACGCUAUCUACGAAGACGGAGUGAACUUGUCGACCUACACGGCUUGGAGUAUCAUCGAUGAUUGGGAAUGGAACGGCGGAUACACUUCAUUCUUGGGCAUGUACUACGUGAAUUUCACGGAUCCAGAAAGAACCAGGAUUCCAAGAAAGUCUGCCAGUUGGUUCACAAACAUGGUCGCCACUCGUUGCCUGGUAGAUACUUGUACAGAAUAAAAAGUCUCAUUUAUUAUUUUAGUGUGUAUAUUUGCAAAUAAUAAGUUCACGUGAUUUUAA